Molecule: messenger RNA, 1413 nt
Organism: Bipolaris victoriae FI3
Lineage: Eukaryota; Fungi; Ascomycota; Dothideomycetes; Pleosporales; Pleosporaceae
Exons: 2
Coding region: 1-1413 (470 amino acids)
Biological process (GO): positive regulation of transcription elongation by RNA polymerase II; transcription elongation by RNA polymerase II
Cellular component (GO): nucleus; Cdc73/Paf1 complex
Molecular function (GO): RNA polymerase II C-terminal domain phosphoserine binding
Source: RefSeq, a predicted model, not a curated record
AUGUCCGACGCGGGCCACGAUCCAACCCUGUCCGACGACGAGGCCAAUGGCCAUGCUACUCCUGCCGACGAUGGCGAGGGAGGCACGCCGCUGAAUACCGUCGAGGAUAAUGGCCUUGACGACGACGACGAUGACCUCUUUGGCGACGGCGGCGCAGACGAUGACGCCGAGGAAGACGCACACGAUGCGCAAGCUGAGCAGCGCAAGCUCGACGAUGCCGAACUCGACUCCGGCGACGACGAAGGACGCAACGAUCGCGUCAGGCAGGCAGAGGCUGUGGAGGAAGUCGAGCAACAGACAUUUGCAUACAUGGACGCAGACCUGGCGCGCCAUGCAGUCCCCGAGCCCACCGACAAUGAACUCUACCUGCUCAAGGUCCCGCGCUUCCUUUCCUUCGAGGACAAGGCCUUUGACCAUAGGACAUUCCAACCACCAACCACCGAUCACCAUUCCAAGGUCGGCGCGUCUGAACACUUUUCUGCUUACCACACUGCCAUGACCACCAUCCGAUGGCGGCGCUCACCCUCGAACAACGCUGUCUUGCAGUCGAAUGCUCGCAUCCUGAGGUGGUCCGACGGUUCUCUUACCCUGCAACUCGCCAGCGACCCUACCGUGCAGUUCGACAUCGACGCCAACACGCUUGCACCACCGCAGAUAAACCCGAAGAUUCCCACCCCCACAGCAAUCAGGGAAGACAAAACCGGCGCCAAGACGAGCGCGAAGAAGGAGAGUUACACAUAUCUCGUGGCCCCUUACGAAGAGGCCAAUGUUAUGCGUGUGACCAACAAGCUCACUGCAUCCCUAAAUGUGGUUCCCGCUGCAAACACAAAAGAUGCUGCGCUGGAGAAGCUGCAAAACGAUCUUGCAAAGGUGGCAUCCAAGGGCCGAGACGACGCCGACCAGGCUAUUUCCUUUAUCAACGUAGACGAAGAUCCCGAGCUACGCCGACAACGCGAAGAAGCCACAUUCAAAGAGAAGCAGCGGCAACUGCGCGCCCGCGAGAAGCACGAAGCGCGCCAGGCCGAGCGCGCCAACCGCACCAUGGGCCGCAGCAGCGGACGAGCAUCAGGAGGCGGACUCGAUGUUGAUGGACUGGAAGACCGCGCUCCUAGGAAACAGCAACAGAGAAAGGGUGGUGGCUUACGGCGUGACUGGAGCGACGAUGAAGACUAUGGUGGCCCUCGGAGGAAUCGCGAGGACGACUAUGACGAGGAGGAUGACUUUAUCGCUGCCAGCGACGAGGAGCCGGAGAUUGUCGAGGACGACGACGACCCAGAUGAAGGCAUUGCGCCAAGUCCGAAGAGAGCCAGGGGCGGGGCUGUUGCAGCAGACGACGACGAUGACGAUGACGAAGUCGUGGUUAGCCGGACAAAGCGGAGACGUGUGGUUGAUGAUGACGAAGAUGAGGAGUAG